Molecule: messenger RNA, 432 nt
Organism: Cordyceps fumosorosea ARSEF 2679
Lineage: Eukaryota; Fungi; Ascomycota; Sordariomycetes; Hypocreales; Cordycipitaceae
Exons: 2
Coding region: 1-432 (143 amino acids)
Source: RefSeq, a predicted model, not a curated record
AUGCCGGGCCCCUCGACGCCAGUCGUUUGCACUGGAUUGAAGGUAGGACCAUCGCCCAACGCCGACUGGCUCAACGACCAGCUCGCCAUCUUCGUCCGCCGGGACAAGCGCCGCGCGCUCUUCCUCGAGUCGGUACAGCAAGGCAUCAUCCUGUACGAGGGCGACAAUCUGCUCGUCUACGCGGGCCGCCUCGACUGGGCGCUGGAGCGCAAGGUGCGGCGCGUCGCGCACGCGAAGGACCGCCGGCGGGAUAAGAACGUCGACACGACGGACGCGGCGGCCAUCAUCAAGCUGAUGACGAGCCGCGACGAGUACGACACCCCGCUGACGUUUGAAUUCGGGUUUGACGUUCCACCGAGUGACGAGGCCAUCCGGCAGGUGGCGAGGUACUAUAAAGAAACGUACGGCGACGGCGGAAUCACGGAGGAGUGA